AUGGAUAUUCUCGAAUUGAUCAACGUUGAGUCCCAGCAAAACGCCAACAAGCAACAUCGUUGUGAGGCUCCAAAUUGCAACAAGGCCUUUGGUCGUCGUUCUGACCUUGCACGACACCGACGAAUUCAUACCAAUGAGCGACCAUAUGUGUGUCACGAAGAUGGAUGUGGCAAGAGCUUCAUUCAGCGAUCCGCUCUCAAAGUCCACAUGCGCACGCAUUCGGGUGAGAAGCCACACGUUUGCGAACAUGAAGGUUGUGGUAAAUGUUUCAGUGAUAGUAGUUCGCUUGCUCGACACAGACGAAUCCAUACUGGACGCCGACCUUACAAGUGCCGUCAUGAAGGUUGUCAUAAAAGCUUUGCUCGUAAAACGGUAUUGACCCGACAUCAGAAAACGGCACACAAUCCAGUACUUUUAUCAAAACGCACACCUUUACAAUGGAAGCCAUUCGAAAUGCCAAAACAACAACAACAACAGCAACACCAAGCAACAUCACCUGUUGACGAUAUGGCAUCUAUUCCUUCGUCGCCUCCCCAAUCACCCACAGAUGCGCAGCACCACAUGUUUUAUCCACAACCAACACAACAACCACCCACUUUGGUUGCACCCCAUGCUUGCUGGCCAACGUCAUAUCAUCAUCAGCAACCCUUUCCUUGCCAUCCCAUGACGACGACGUUACCUUCUCCUCCGCUUGAUGAACAUCAUCAACGUCGUCUUUCAGCAUUUGUUCCAUAUGCACGCUUUUAA
Lichtheimia ornata is the source of this 747-nucleotide messenger RNA. RefSeq lists its product as uncharacterized. NCBI's taxonomy places the organism in Eukaryota, Fungi, Mucoromycota, Mucoromycetes, Mucorales, Lichtheimiaceae. The transcript has 5 exons. Gene Ontology annotation, biological process: regulation of transcription by RNA polymerase II. The coding region runs from base 1 to 747 and encodes 248 amino acids. The record is from RefSeq and is a predicted model, not a curated record. Gene Ontology annotation, molecular function: RNA polymerase II cis-regulatory region sequence-specific DNA binding; DNA-binding transcription factor activity, RNA polymerase II-specific. Gene Ontology annotation, cellular component: PcG protein complex; transcription regulator complex.